Molecule: messenger RNA, 1928 nt
Organism: Amyelois transitella
Lineage: Eukaryota; Metazoa; Arthropoda; Insecta; Lepidoptera; Pyralidae
Product: delta(24)-sterol reductase
Exons: 9
Coding region: 75-1613 (512 amino acids)
Biological process (GO): steroid metabolic process
Cellular component (GO): cytoplasm; membrane
Molecular function (GO): Delta24(24-1) sterol reductase activity; FAD binding
Source: RefSeq, a predicted model, not a curated record
ACUCAUACAUUAUUAUCUGCGGCCAACGGAGACGAGUAUCAAAGACUCUAAGUAGUCAUCAGCUCGCUCCCAAGAUGGCGGCGGUUCAAACCGAAGGACUGUUGGAGUAUAUUCUGGUCCAGCACAGAUGGAUCAUCUGUCUGCUGGCCUUGCUGCCUAUGUCAGGCAUUUGGAAGUUCUGGUCCAUUGUCAGGAAUUAUGUGGUCUUCAAGAUAAGGAGCGCGCCGAAGAUGCACCACAGGAAAGUCAAGGAUGUUCAGAAUCAGGUUAAGCAAUGGUUGGCGAGCGACCACGGCACCCACAUGUGCACCGCCCGCCCUUCCUGGGAAACCAUGUCAUUCCGGCACGGCUUGUACAAGAAAACUUACACCAACAUCAACGUCAACCUCGUCGAUAUCCUAGAGGUUGACGCUAAGAAAAUGACCGUCCGCUGCGAGCCCUUAGUGACGAUGGGCCAGCUAUCACGUACCCUUCAGCCCCUAGGCUUAGCCCUAGCCGUGGUCCCAGAACUAGACCAGCUGACAGUCGGAGGUAUGGUCAUGGGUACAGGAGUGGAGACUUCCUCUCACAUCUUCGGGUUGUUCCAGCAUAUUUGUCUACAGUAUGAGCUGGUUCUUCCUGAUGGAUCCGUUGUGACUUGCAGUAAGGAAGAUAAACCGGAUCUAUUCUACGCUGUCCCGUGGUCUCACGGUACACUGGGAUUCCUAACGUCAGUUGUGCUUCAAGUGGUACCAGCAAAAAAAUACGUAAGAGUACAAUACGAAUCGUAUACAAACACUACGGAACUGGCAGCCCGCUUCAGCCAGGAAUGUAACGCUCCCAACCCUCACCAGUUCGUGGAAGGCAUCAUGUUCACUAAAGACACUGGUGUGGUGAUGACUGGCGACAUGGUGGAUGAAAUAGGCCCUGACGGUAUUUACAAUCCAAUAGGCAGGUGGUACUCGGAGUGGUUCUUCAAGCAAGUUGAGAGGCACCUUCAGAAUCACAUCCUAGGCUUCAAGCGACCUGUGGUGGAAUACAUUCCUCUACGGGACUAUUACCACAGACACACCAAGAGCUUGUUCUGGGAAAUACAGGAUAUUGUUCCUUUCGGCAACAACAUCAUCUUCCGUUUCCUGCUCGGUUGGUUGAUGCCACCUGAAGUGUCCCUGUUGAAACUGACCCAAUUCGAAGCUAUCACCAAGCUGUACGAGAAGGCCCACGUGUUCCAGGACAUGCUGCUCCCGAUCGAUCACAUGGAGACAGCGAUAAACAAGUUUCAUGAAAUAUUUGAGGUGUACCCGAUAUGGCUAUGUCCAUUCAGACUGCGCAACGAGCCGGGUCUGCUGCGAGUUAAAAACGGGGCCCGAUCUCAGAUGUACGUCGACGUCUCGUUGUAUGGCGUGCCUAAAGCCAAGGGUUAUGAGACUGUACCAUCCCACCGCCGCGCCGAAGAGUUCGUAGCUGGCCACAACGGGUUCCAGAUGCUCCACGCAGACAUCUUCACCACUCGAGAGGAGUUCCGCCGCAUGUUCGACCACACCCUUUAUGACAAGGUGCGAGAGACGCUGCCCUACUGCAAGGAAGCCUUCCCCGAUGUAUACGGGAAAGUCAACAGGAGUGUUAGGAAGUGAUAAUGACACGUGAUGGAAAUUGUUGAUUAUGAUAACUAAAUAAAUAAAUUUAUUUAAAUCCUUUAAAAAUGCAUAGUUUCAAAUUCUUCCUUUUUUUUCAACUGUGCAUCGACCAGAGUAAUCUAAUCUAAAUAAGUAAUAAGAGGUGUUCAUUAUAUUAGAUAGCUGAUUAGAUAUUUGUAAUAUUAUUUGGCAAAGUUUCUGAAACUGAGUGCCUUCUUUUUAUAUGCAAUGCGAAUUACCAGAUACCCUGUAUACUACCUUGACCAAUUGAAACAUAUCGAGUUUCGGCAGCAAUUUACUUAGAAAUAAAAU